Seminavis robusta is the source of this 2539-nucleotide messenger RNA. The record is from the annotation of a GenBank genome assembly. Lineage: Eukaryota; Bacillariophyta; Bacillariophyceae; Naviculales; Naviculaceae.
ACUACACUACUACUCUAGCUAGCUAGCUAGCUCUAGCUAGAUAGAUGGACGCAAUUUCGGGACGCAAUCAAGUUGUGUGCUGUCUUUCGAGACAGGCACGCGAACUGGAGUGACAGUCUGCUGGCUACCGCUACAAUCGAAUCGAAUCCUUUGCAAUAUCUUAGAUCCGGCUGCAGCGCAAGUCGGAGUCUCCAAAAAGAUCCUGCGCAUCAUAUUUCUCACCCAUGGCCACACCACACCACACCUCUAGUCUAUCUUCCACCACUCUUUCAGACUGUGAACUUUCAGAAGCUUAAUUGCGUUGUUGUUCCAUCGACCAUCCAUUUUUAGUUGAAAGAGUUGAAAGCCACCAUGAGCAUGAGCGAUUCCCUCGGCAUGGCUGGAUCAACAGAGCUCAGCGUAAGUUCUUCGUCUCGCGGUAAGGAUUCCAGCAAGAAGGUCCAGUGCGUCUUGGAUCCUUUGUUGGUGAACGCAGACAGUGUGUCGUUGAUGGAAAAUGUGGGUCUUUCCAUCUUUGCAUCUGCGUGCAGUAAGAACCGCGGUGCCUUUGUGCUGCAGCCUCCUGAUGGACCUGACGGCAAGACGUAUGGCUGCUUGGCUUUGCCUGAAGAUGUCUUGGAGAUGCUGGGAAUCAGUGAUGUCAUCCACGGCAACAGCAGUAACUCGACUGGAAACCUUACAAACCUCACUUUCAAAGUAGACAACGUCGAAGACAUCACCAAGAAUUUCAAAAAUGGAAAUCUGACGGCAAGUGACACUGUGCAAUUGCUCAACCUCCUUGUCUCCAAUGUCUACCAUUCUACGCCCAACGUAGAAGCCACUCCUUAUGCCUGCGACGUCAAUGGCUUGGUCACACUCGAGUGUGACAACAGUAGUACUGGCACCAGUACUACUACUGGCAAGAAAAACCCUAUCAGAGCUGUCACACUGGCAGGAGUCUUCACGCCUGCUCUUUGGGCUACGGCUGGCCAGAACCUUACACUCGAUCAGGCUGCUUCCUUCUACACUCACCAGGAUUUCAAGCAAAUGAAGAAACUGGGCAUCAACACUGUGCAGAUACCCAUACCUACCAAAAUGUUCUCGGAAGAACACAAAGACGCACCUGAAUGGCAAAGCCUUCUCUUGGAUGUUCUUGAUCAAGUGCACGAUGAAGGGUUGGACGUCAUCCUCUUGCUGGAUCAAGCAGGUAGUCGUGCCGAAGAUGUGGCCAAGCCAGUUGAGGCAGCGGCUUCCUUUGCACAGGAUUACAAUUACAAUCACAAGAGCUCGGAAAAGGUCAUUGUUGCUUUCACUUUGCCUGCCAUGGAUAUGGCACUGCUCGAAGCCGCAAAGAAAGUUGCUCCUGAUCUACCGCUUUGGAUGCCCACAAAAGGAGGAGACUUUACCAGACUUCACGAUUACACAGGAGCAGCAGGGGCUUCUCUGGAAAUCACACAUACAGACACUAUCGCCGAUGUUGCUUCGUCUUCGAGUCAGGAAGAUAGGGCCAAGCUAUUCUACCAUGAGUCAACUGCGUGCAUUGCUAGAGCUCCUCUAGAGUACAGCGCUUGCUACCAAGACGUUCCAGUGGUGGUUGCUAGUGGGUUUGAUUUGGCUAAUGACGAUUGCCAUUUGCAAAACAUUUCUCCCAACUUCAAGGAUUAUGGUCAGUGCGAUCGAUUCAAUGAAACCAUUGACUCGCCGUGGUGGAAGGAUCAUCGAUUCUCUUUUGCAGCAAGACAGCUCUAUGCUUACGAGCAAGGCGAAGGAUGGUCCUUUGCCACUUGGAAGUUGUAUGGCGCAGAUCCAAACUCUGUGGGAAUUCUCGAUGACCCUGCAAAGUUGUUGGCCCUCCAAGAAGUCGUCGCUGCUGGCAUCAUGCCCUCUCUUCAGGACUUGGAUCAACCUAUCGUGUACCCCCUCAAGAAGUCUUCAUCCCCCGUUGGAUUGGCUUGCCUGAACCCACCAAAGAGCGACUUCGUUCUCGGCGAUGCCACCUUAGCCCCGACACCUGCCCCACCUCCGUCCUGUGGCAAUGGGUGGUGGAACUUCACAACCGAAAAGUGUGACUACUGGAUCCCACCUACGGAGGCACCGACUCCACCUUGCCCUGUCUGCAGCAAUGGCAGUGUCCCUGUAGAGCCGUUGGACUGUCCUCCCGUAGGCAACGACUCGUCAUUGGAUACCAUGCUCCUCCUUCCAGUCUCAGAAGGCGAGCAUAACAUGGCAGUCAAGUCUUUCUUUGCAGGUGCAUUCGCUUCCCUUGUUGUUUGUGUGAUUGUAUUCAAGUUGCUGUUGCCCGCCAAAAUGAAACAAAAUGACUACGAACCGGUUCCCAAUGGUGCCAACGGCAAUGGACAUUCCUACCAGAAUGCCUGAACAAGGUUUAGAGCAAGCCAACAAAGAUUUCAAACAGCAUGCAGGUCAGGACGACUAGUAGAUUUAGUCUAGCUAGCUAGCUAGAACUGGAUAAUACUAGCCAGACGAAUCGAUCCUUUUUUUACCGCUAGACCAGACUAGUACGCGGUUCCAGGUACCAGUUAGAUGAGCCAAUUGAGCA